Lottia gigantea (owl limpet) is the source of this 150-nucleotide messenger RNA. RefSeq lists its product as hypothetical. Gene Ontology annotation, cellular component: nucleosome. NCBI's taxonomy places the organism in Eukaryota, Metazoa, Mollusca, Gastropoda, Lottiidae. The annotation marks the transcript as partial. The transcript has a single exon. The record is from RefSeq and is a predicted model, not a curated record. Gene Ontology annotation, molecular function: structural constituent of chromatin; DNA binding; protein heterodimerization activity.
AUGGCCCGUACGAAGCAGACUGCCCGUAAAUCCACUGGAGGCAAGGCCCCAAGAAAACAGCUGGCCACCAAGGCUGCCCGAAAGAGCGCCCCAGCUACCGGCGGUGUAAAGAAACCUCACAGAUACCGACCCGGAACCGUGGCUCUGAGA